UCGUAAGAACAGGGCACAAUUAUACUUAAGAAUGCUCUGGAUCCGUCUCCACGGGUCAGAUAUGAAUGCGCUGCUCCAUAUCCCGCUUAAGACUGGCCUGAAACGGACCAGUAACAUUCUUGUUACUCUCCGUUUGCCCACGGGACUAUGUUGUCAUGAGAGAUAUAUCUGAUCUGUCGCCGGACUGUCAAUAUUCCAAUGGGAGCAUCAGAAUACUCACAAAUUAGCGGAACAACACAUCAAAUAUAUCCAUGACCACAGCAAACAGCUCGGUGCAGCACAUAACGUCUGUGGCAAUGGAAGCAGUUGGUGUCAGAACGCUGUGGUUCUUCACUUUGUUUUAUACCUUUGAAGCCCAGUUCACUAAUUUCAAUGUGCGUCCACGUUGGCCUCACAGGAAUUCGUUUCGCCGCUGGCCUGUUAGGCACCAUGUACCCCUCAUUAGAGAUCAACACGACAUCAACAUUGAACCAAGAUUUGUGCUGCUGGCUCCAAACCUCCUCAGGACGGACAGCGAGGAGAAUAUUUUCCUGGAGGCGUACAGAGUGUCAGAACCGCUGACAGUCAACAUAACGGCUCACAACUUCCCUGAGAAGACGGUCCAGUUACUCGAGGACACUGUAUUGCUCAAUCGGCAGAAUAACUACCAUGCCCUUAAGACCAUCAAGGUUGACGCAAGGCUUCUGGACAGAGAGAAGCAAGGCAACCAGUAUGUGUACCUGAAGGCUGACUUCGGCGUCCAUGUGGCGGAAGUGGUGGUGAUGCUCUCCUUCCACUCUGGCUACAUCUUCAUUCAGACAGACAAGCCCCUCUACAACCCAGGGGAUGCCGUGCGUUACAGAACGUUUGUGUCCACCCCAGCCUUCAGUGCUUUCAGCAGCUCUGUGUCCAUUGAGAUACAGAACCCAGACGGUAUAGUGAUUCAUGGCCUUCCAAGGACCAUGGCCAGUAAUGGCAUCUUUGCAGAAGAAUACCGACUAGCUGACAUCGCAAAUGAGGGAAUGUGGAAGAUUAUUGCAAAGUUUGACAACAGGCCCGAAAACCAAUUCAGCUCUGAGUUUGAAGUGCGAAAAUAUGUGCUCCCAGCCUUCAAUGUCACCCUGGCUCCCCGGAAGGCCUAUUUCAGCCUGCUCGACACCGAGCUGGUGGUCGACAUCACGGCAAGUUAUCUCUAUGGGAAGCCAGUGGAAGGGACUGCAUAUGUUGCUUUUGGUGUGGAAGUGAACAAGGAAAAAAGACGUUUGCCUCAUACGAUGAAGCUUCUUACGGACCUGCAGCACGGUUCCGCUGUUCUGACGAUCGACGACAUCAGGAAAGUCUUUCCAAACAUCCGGGACCUGGUCGGCAGCCUCAUAUACGUGAAAGCCUCUGUGCUAACGUCUACAGGCAGCGACCUUGUGGAGGCAGAGAGGACCGGCAUCAAGAUCGUGGAGUCCCCGUACAAAAUCUACUUCAGCAACACCCCCCAGUACUUCAAACCCGGUUUGCCAUUUGAUGUGACGGUGGAGGUGAGCCAUCAGGAUGGUACGCCGGCUCCCAACGUCCCCUUCCAGCUGAGCCUGCAGGACGAGCCCGUUACCUCUCACUCUGGGACCGCCCGGCUGGCGGUGAACAUGCCAGCGGCCUCCCGCUCGUUCACUCUUACCGCGCAGACCAAGAAGGGCGGCCUGAAGCCCGAGCAGCAGGCCAGACAGCGGAUAGUCCUGAGUGCCUACGAGCCCUUUAACAGCGCGUACGAGAACUACCUGUACAUCUCAGCCCCGGACAGGGUGUCCGCAGGGGACUCCGUCAACUUCGUACUCAACUUCAAAAGCAAAGAUGAAGCACACAAGGUCAUGAUCGCGGAUUUUACCUACCUGGUGCUGAAUAAGGGGAAGAUUGUGGAGGCGAAGCGCGUGGUGCGGGAGAGAGGCCAGGAGGUCAUUAACAUUCCCUUCCUCGUCACGAAGAAAAUGAUCCCGUCCUUCCGUCUGGUGGUCUACUACACCCUGCCCUGGCAGACGCAGACUGAGAUUGUGGCGGAUUCAGUGCGGGUAGACGUGGAGGACACCUGCGUGGGGACUCUCAGCGUGGGCAAUGAGGACGGGAGCAGAUUCAAAGAGUACCAGCCAGGAAAAUCCUUUAAGUUCCAGGUCAGAGGGGACCCUGGAGCCAGGGUCAGCCUGCUGGCGGUGGAUAACGCCAUCUUCCUCCUGAACAGAAGGAACCGGUUCACCCAGGGCAGUAUUUGGGACGUGGUGGAGAAGAGAGACAUGGGCUGCACUCCCGGAGGGGGCAGGGACAGCAGGGGGGUGUUCACUGACGCGGGGCUGCUGUUCUACUCCAACAAUGCCAGGAAAACAACUAUGAGACAAAGCGUGCAGUGCCUCAAGCGGACCAGGAGGAGGCGCUCUGUGAGGAUGCUGCAGCACAGGUCCGCGCUUGAGAGUCAGUACCAGGACGCUACCCUGAAGCGCUGCUGCCUGGAUGGGAUGAGGGAGAUCCCCAUGGAUUACACCUGUGUUCGGAGGUCCCACUACGUGACCGAGGGCUGGGAGUGCGUCCGUGCCUUCCUGCACUGCUGCUCCCAGUACAGGGGGGCCCCGACAACUGUGCCGCCCACCACCACAGCGCUUCCCAUGCCCACAAGUUUCAUCGGACUUGUAGCCAUUGAGAGGCAUAUUCCUAUGUUGUCGGCUAGAAGGCUUAGUGUUCCAGAAACUAAAGCUGAGGGAGUGAGUGUGAGGGAAUUCCAAUUUGAUGAAGACGAUGAAGAAGGAGAUGUGGAAGAUGUGGACGACGUGGUGGAUGAGCGCAGCGUCUACGUCCGUUCAAAGUUUUUUGAGACAUGGUUGUGGUAUGAGGUCAACCUGCCCAACACAACUGAGCAAGUCAAAAUAGAUGGGUCCUUCUUCAACCUGGCGCAGCUCUCUGUGGAGUCUGCGCUUCCUGACUCCAUCACGGAGUGGGGAAUACUGGCAGUCAGCUCCUCAGCUGACACAGGCUUCUGCGUGGCUCGGCCGUAUAAUAUCAAAUCCAGGAAGGUCUUCUUCGUGGACCUGCGGUUGCCCCGCUCGGUGGCGCGGAACGAGCAAGUGGAGGUCAAGGCCGUGCUCCACAAUUACAGCGACGAGGACAUGGAGGUCAUCGUGAUCCUGUACAAGACGGAGGACAUCUGCAGCGUUGCGUUCACGGACAACCACAAGCAGACGGUGACGCUUCCCGCUCAGUCCUCCAGGGCUAUCCCAUACACCAUCAUGCCUCUGAAGGCCGGGGAGCUGGACAUGGAGUUGAAGGCGCUGGCCCGUGACUACCUCGGGUCCGACGGUGUGAGGAAGAAGCUGCGCGUUGUGGUGGAGGGGAUUCAAAAGACCAGAGUCCAAAGUUUCAUUCUGAAUCCCUCCCUCAGAGGGGGCAAGGACGGGAAACAGGUGGUGCGGGUGGAGAGCAUCGGGCUGGAUUCGCUGGUUCCUAACUCGAGCCCAGAGACCUACAUCAAUGUCAGAGGCAGCCUGAUCGCCGACGCCAUCGACAACUCCAUCAGCGACGACGCCCUGGGGUCCCUGAUCCGCAUGCCGGGGGGCUGCGUGGAGCAGAACCUGGCCACCAUCACCCUCCCCCUCAUCGCCACGCACUACCUGGACAAGGCGCAGCAGUGGGAGAGCGUGGGGGUGCAGCGGCGACUGGAUGCGCUCACCUACAUUAAGAGAGGUUAUGAAAGACAGCUGGCAUACCGCAAGAAAGACGACUCUUACCCCCCGUACUCAAAAGAAGGAGCCAGCACAUGGAUCACGGCGUACACCGUGAAGGUGUUCUCCAUGGCGUACCCCAUUAUACCCGUGAUAGACGACCACGUGUGCGGCCCACUCCUGUACCUGCUGAGGGAGAGACAGCUGCCCACCGGGGUCUUCACAGAGGACACCCCGGUCUACGAUGCCACCAUCACGGGUGGUGUAGGGGGGACGGAAUCCACAGUCACCCUCACCGCGUUUGUGAUGAUAGCCAUGGCUGAAGCAAAGGCAGUGGUGACCUGUAAGGAUCCCAACAACCCCGACAUCGAUGUGGAGCGCAGGCUCGGGCAGGAAGCCGCCGGCCGCCUGAGGAGGCUGCUGCAAGAAGUGCAGAGACCCUACACUGCGGCCAUCGCGGCCUACGCGCUGGCCCUGGUGGACCCGCGGGACGGCAGGCCCCUGCUGGAGCUGGAGAAGACCGCGUCUCCCGAUAAGACCCACUGGCCGGACAGGGAGAACGAGCUGUUCACGCUGGAGGCCACGGGCUACGCCCUGCUGGCCCUGGUGAAGAUGGGGCAGAUGGAGCGAGCCGCCCUGCCCUUCCAGUGGCUCAACGACCGGCGCAGGCUGGGCGGCGGCUUCGGCUCCACACAGUCCACCAUGGUGGUCCUGCAGGCUUUGGCAGAGUACCUCAUCCACAAGCCCCCGCCCCAGGACCUGAACCUCAGGGUGGCCCUCAGCCAGCCUGGGCGCAGUGACACAGUCUGGACCUUUCAGCCAAAGACCGCCUACGUUGCCCGGUCCGCCAAAGCCACUAUUGACCAGACGUUCACGCUGGAAGCUUCUGGGAACGGCCAGGGGGUAUUGGAGGUUGUGACCUUCUACAAUCAGCUGCCCGACGUCCACGAGAAGGAAAGCUGUGGCGCCUUUGACCUGGACGUCACAGUCAAGGAAUCGCAAGACAGAAAGACCUCAGAGGACACAGAAGGGUCGUACAGGCUGAACAUCAACGUGAGGUCUCGGCAACAGUCUGAGGUCAGAAUGGUUGUCCUGGACAUCACCCUCCCCACCGGCUUUGUCCCUGACAAUAAGGACCUAGAGAUGCUGGCUAACUCUGUGGAUCGCUACAUAAACAACUUUGAGAUUGUGGACGGGCUGAGUGACAGAGGAUCGCUCAUCAUUCACCUGUUCAAGGUGUCAAACAAGGAGACGGAGAGCAUCUCCUUCCGGCUGCUGCAGAAGUUCAAAGUGAGGCUGAUUCAGCCGUCCUCAGUCACUGUAUAUGAGUAUUACAACCCAGACCACCGCUGCAGUAAGUUCUACAACCCAGUGGCAGAGGAGGCGGAGCUGCAGAGGAUCUGCAGCAACGACACCUGUCACUGUGCUGAGGGGAACUGUGCCGUCGCUAAGCGAUGGGGCAAGCCUGUGGACGACUUCACGCGUGAGGACGAGGCCUGCUCCGGAAUCCAUCACGUGUACAAAGUGAAAGUCUCAAAAGUCAGCAGGAGCCAGUAUGACAGAUAUGAAAUGGAAAUCUUAUUGGUCAUAAAGGAAGGAAAGGACGAAGGCGUCCAAGCGUCUGACAGAAGGAUCUUUAUCUCACACUCGGGUUGCCGCGAGGGACUGGACCUCCAGGAGGGAAAGGAGUACCUCAUUAUGGGCCCUCCCGCGGAUAUCUGGCAUCAGGACAGCUCCACCAACAGAUACACCUACACCCUUGGGAAGAAGAGCUGGGUGGAGCAAUGGCCAACAGAGGCCGAAUGCAAGAGUGACUCAGGGCUUGCCAAACGGUGCACCCAGCUGGCGAUGUUGACCUCUGACCUUAUGGAGAAGGGCUGCCUGUCCUGAGUAACUGUGCUGCUUUGCCAAAAUUAGAGCCACGCCCAUGGAUUUAUGGGACCCUGCCGUACCGCAGACUCUUUUGUACUGCUGCACAAUGAAAAUAUAUUACCACAUAUUGAAAAAUAUACCAUAAUACACUGACUAA
This is a messenger RNA of Anguilla rostrata (American eel), 5697 nucleotides long. RefSeq names its product complement C3-like. The record is from RefSeq and is a predicted model, not a curated record. Gene Ontology annotation, cellular component: extracellular region. Lineage: Eukaryota; Metazoa; Chordata; Actinopteri; Anguilliformes; Anguillidae. The coding region runs from base 252 to 5558 and encodes 1768 amino acids. Gene Ontology annotation, molecular function: endopeptidase inhibitor activity; protein binding. The transcript has 45 exons.